AUGAUAUCAAGCAAGGGAAUCUUGUUGAAUCAAAGAAAGUAUGCAUUGCAAUUGGUGUCAGAUCUGGGAUUAGGAGGAACUAAGCUAGCAACAACACAUGUUUAUUUGAAUCGGAAAUUUACUUUACGAGAGUAUGAUCAACAUAUAGGUGCAACAGGAGAUGAGGCACUAGCUGAUGCAUCAGCCUAUCAAAGAAUCAUUGGGAGAUUGCUUUACCUAACAAUAACCAGACCGGAUAUUAGCUAUGUUUUACUGACUCUAAGUCAAUUUAUACAAGCACCCAAAAUUUCUCACUGGGAUGCAGCAGUUAGAGUAGUAAAGUACAUCAAGAAAGAUCCAGGAAUGGGAAUUCUUAUAAGUAGUGUGCAGUCAGAUACUUUAACCUGCUACUGUGAUGCUGAUUAG
This is a messenger RNA of Nicotiana attenuata, 405 nucleotides long. RefSeq lists its product as uncharacterized. The transcript has a single exon. The coding region runs from base 1 to 405 and encodes 134 amino acids. NCBI's taxonomy places the organism in Eukaryota, Viridiplantae, Streptophyta, Magnoliopsida, Solanales, Solanaceae. The record is from RefSeq and is a predicted model, not a curated record.